GUGCGGUCGCCCCACAGCAAGAAGGUCCUGGGUUCCAGCCCCGGGGUAGUCCAACCUUGGGGGGUCGUCCUCUGUGUGGAGUUUGCAUGUUCUCCCCGUGCCUGCGAGGGUUUCCUCCCACAGUCCAAAGACAUGUGGGUCAGGUGAAUCGGCCGUACUAAUUUUUCCCUAGAUCGAACAAUUCUGAGCUUUCAUGGCACCACCAAGGAAAAGAGCUUUACCCAAACCACUGCCAGAUGACUUCAUACUGACUGACACUGAAAAGAAGAGUUGGAGGCUGGGCAAAAUCAUCGGACAAGGUGGCUUUGGAUUGAUCUACCUAGCUUCCCAGAAUGUACAUGCCCCGGUCCCUGAAGACGCCAGUUAUGUCAUAAAAGUGGAGUACCAUGAGAAUGGCCCCCUGUUCUCUGAGCUCAAGUUCUACCAGAGAGCAGCCAAACCAGACAGUAUUCAAACAUGGAUGAAAAAUAGUAAUUUGGACUUUCUGGGCAUCCCAGCCUACUGGGGAUCCGGGCUGGCCGAGCACAACGGAACGAGGUACCGUUUUAUGGCCAUGGACCGCUUGGGCUCUGACCUUCAGAAAAUCUGCAAGUCUAUCGGAGGACGGCUGAGGAAGACCGCGGUGCUCCAGCUUGGGCUAAGACUGGUGGAUGUGUUAGAGUACAUCCAUGAUAAUGAAUAUGUCCAUGCUGACAUAAAAGCUGCUAAUGUGAUGUUGGGUUACCAAGACCCUGAAAAGGUCUACCUGGUGGACUAUGGCCUGUCCUAUAGGUACUGUCCUGAUGGAGUCCACAAAGAAUACAAAGAAAACCCCAAGAAGGGCCACAACGGCACCAUAGAGUAUACCAGUCUGGACGCACACAAUGGAGUCGCUCCUUCGAGGCGUGGAGACCUCCAGAUUCUCGGCUUCUGUUUGCUACACUGGCUUUGCGGGAAUCUUCCCUGGAAUUCUGUUCUCCAGAACCCGACGCUGGUCCAGGAGGCCAAGGCCCGGCUGACAGAUAAUCUGCCAGGCUCAGUCCAGCAGCUGUCGGUGAGCGGAGUCGGCACAGAUGAGGUGGCCAGAUUUCUCCUUUACGUCAGGUCUUUGGGGUACCAGGAGCGGCCGGACUACCAGAGACUCAGGGAGCUGUUGGCUGGCAGAGACCUGGGAAAACUCGACUUCUCCAAGCCAAAUGAGGAACAUUCAGGGGGAACGACAGCAUCCAAAACACGGAGUCCUUCCUCCGGAGACAAAGGUAUGAAGCCAGGCCCUGCAGAUAAGAUGGCUGCGCUGUCUCCUAAACCAAAGUGUAGAGCAACAACAGGGGGUGUAAGGAGCACACUCUACAAAGGCCUCCAUGGGGAUCUACCUGAUCUUUCUGUCCUUCAGGUGACAGAUGUGUAUAAGGAUUUCCCCGUAGCUGAGGCACCGAUGAUCUGCAGCAUGGGCAUCAGCUGUGACAUUCCUCUGGUUGACUCUGCCCUUGGCAAGGUUCAAGCCGGAAGUCCUUUGUCCUACCAACAACCAGCAACAGCAACGAGAGACCUGUCCUCCCCAACACUGAAGAUGACUCAAGCUAGAAGGUCCUCCAAACCCAGACCCGCAGCCAAGGAGGAGGAAGAGGAAAGGGGAGAAGAUGAGAUGAAAGAACCACUUCCUGCUUCGAAUGAAAGGCGAUCUCCUCGAACCAAGCCACAGUCCAAGCAGGUCGAUCCACUUAAACCACCAAUGGCGGGAAAAGCUUCAUCUGCUGUCAGAAAAUCGUCCAGAACAAAGCCUGAGCCUAUGGGAACUGAUGAGGAAGCAAGACCAAAACCCAUUUCAAAAGAGUACCUGUGGGCACCUCCAAUAGGGCACAAACCAUCGAAAACUAGAUCCCUAAAGAAAUCGGAUGACUGCCGUGCUACCUCAGCAAGAUGAGAACUCAAAGAGAAUCGCAACCCUGUCAGCAAAACACACUCAAUAGCUAAUAAUGACUUCAACGUCCAAGGACGCAACUACUACACAAAGAACCUGGGUGAGAUGAUGGUCGACCACAGAAGCCGUGGCCAGUGGGACAACAGGAAGUCUAACAAAUCUUGGGACACGUUCCCUCAAAGGAGCAGAGAAAGAGCCUGGUGCCAAACAGUGGCCUGGCUGGAUUGGACUGUUUUACUGUACUGUCUUUACGGCCACCUUCUUCCUGAUUUGUGCUGUCGCUUUAAUAUGAGGAAUAAGGAUCGACUCGGUUUCUCCUUACCACAGCCAAUAGAUUUAUCAGCCUCUCAUUGAGGCGUCUAGCUAUAUACCUUAUUCACUUGAACAGAGGAGGUUG
Molecule: messenger RNA, 2297 nt
Organism: Lampris incognitus (smalleye Pacific opah)
Lineage: Eukaryota; Metazoa; Chordata; Actinopteri; Lampriformes; Lampridae
Gene: vrk2
Product: VRK serine/threonine kinase 2
Exons: 17
Coding region: 194-1903 (569 amino acids)
Biological process (GO): peptidyl-serine phosphorylation; signal transduction
Cellular component (GO): cytoplasm; nucleus
Molecular function (GO): ATP binding; protein serine/threonine kinase activity
Source: RefSeq, a predicted model, not a curated record